Ziziphus jujuba (common jujube) is the source of this 1460-nucleotide messenger RNA. RefSeq names its product caffeic acid 3-O-methyltransferase. Lineage: Eukaryota; Viridiplantae; Streptophyta; Magnoliopsida; Rosales; Rhamnaceae. The coding region runs from base 142 to 1221 and encodes 359 amino acids. The transcript is spliced from 4 exons. Gene Ontology annotation, biological process: methylation. The record is from RefSeq and is a predicted model, not a curated record. Gene Ontology annotation, molecular function: S-adenosylmethionine-dependent methyltransferase activity; O-methyltransferase activity; protein dimerization activity.
ACAGGAAAAGUCUCCCUUCUAAUAUGCCUGCUUAUGGUUGUGGAAUUCAAAAUCACAAAAGUCAAUUUAUAUAAUCAAAGGGAAUCCAUUAAUCAGGGGAGGUUCAUCAAUUUAAAAUCGAUAUUCAUCUAGUUGGUUGCUAUGGAAAUGGAAUCCAACAAAACCCAGAUGACGCACGAACAUGAAUAUGCGAUGCAACUUGCAAGCGCUUCGGUUCUACCCAUGGUACUCAAAGCAGCUAUGGAGCUGGGCGUUCUUGAGAUCAUCCAGAAAGCCGGUCCAGCUGCUCGGCUCUCCGCUCAAGAAAUAGCAUCCCAGCUCCCCACUCAAAACCCAGAAGCUCCUAUACUUGUUGAUCGUAUGCUCCGCCUUCUCUCUGCCCACUCUCUUCUCACUUGCUCUGUUUCGGCCUGCCAAUCUGAUCAACAAAGGCUUUACGCUUUGACACCCGUUUCCAACUACUUGCUCCCUAACAAAGAUGGAGUGUCUCUGGCACCCUUACUAUCUUUGAUCCAGGACGAGGUCUUCUUAGGUGCCUGGUACCAUUUGAAAGAUGCAGUUUUGGAAGGAGGUCUUCCAUUUGACAAGGCACAUGGGAUGAAUGCGGCAGAGUACGUGAAGAAGGAUGCUAGGUUCGGUGAACUUUUCAAGAGCUCAAUGAAAGAAUUUAACCCCAUAUUGAUGGAGACGAUCCUCGAGAUGUAUAAAGGUUUUGAAGGUCUAACUUCAUUGGUGGAUGUGGGAGGUGGUGAUGGCACUCUUCUUAAAAUGAUCAUUUCCAAGCAUCCUUCUAUCAAGGGUAUCAACUUUGAUUUGGCUGCUCUUAUCCAAAACUCUCCCUCCUAUCCCGGUAUUGAGCAGAUUCCAGGCGAUAUGUUUACAAGCAUCCCCAAAGGAGGAGAUGCCAUUUUCAUGAAGUGGAUACUGCAUACUUGGGAUGACGAACACUGCCUGGUGAUUUUAAAGAAUUGCUAUGAAGCCUUACCAGAUGGUGGCAAAGUGAUAGUGGUGGAUAUGGUGAUACAGGAAGCCUCUGAUACCAGUGUUGCUUCAAGAAGCUUGUUUCAGUUUGAUAUGAUCAUGAUGAAUAUGAAUCCGACAGGAAAAGAGAGGACAAAAAGAGAAUUUGAAAACCUCGCAAAAGAAGCAGGGUUUUCCAGUAUCCGAGUGGCAUGUUCUGCUUAUGGUUUUUCUGUCAUGGAGAUCUUUAAGAACACAUGAAAUUCAGUUCCACAAUGCUCUGUUGAAUUUAUGGCAAAAUAUUUAACACAAAAAAAAAAAAAAAAAAAAAGAAUUUACUGCGAAACAUGAAACUAAAUUUGGUUUCGGUAUUCCCAACAAAAAAAAAAAAAAAAACAAAGAAAAAAAAAAAGGGAAAAAACCUUUGGCUGUGGUAUCAAUAGUCUGAAUAAAUUACUUUGUAUUAGAUGCAUCACCGAAUUUAAAUAUGUUUUUUUCAA